This is a messenger RNA of Penaeus vannamei (Pacific white shrimp), 417 nucleotides long. The record is from RefSeq and is a predicted model, not a curated record. NCBI's taxonomy places the organism in Eukaryota, Metazoa, Arthropoda, Malacostraca, Decapoda, Penaeidae.
AUGAUUGCGUCUUGCUUUCUGAUUGGUUUAAAAACCUCUCAGAAGCCAACACAGCUGGCAAGAGGACAACAAAUAUGCCGGAAACUGAGAUCCACAAGCUCUGGUGACAAACCAUCAGUUGUCAGGAAGCAUGAUGACCCCACAAGUACAUCUCAAGAGGCUGGUGGUGCACCAUCAUCAAGAAGCUACAGUAGUGAACCAGGCCCAUCUACAUCUCGACAAACUGAUGCUGCACGUUUAAGAAGAGGUGGGGCAUUGCAUUUUAUAAUGUAUCAGUAUGAUAAUAUUUCUGCCAUUCUGAUUAAUGCUGGCAUUUUCCAAUAAUUUUCAAGACAAAACACAUGGCAAUGUUACAACUUCAUCUUAAUCAGCUUAGGUAGAACAGAGCCAUCACGUUUGUCUCAUAGCAUCUCCCAU